GAUUGUGAUUUUAUUGUGAGUGGACGUGUUUGGGAAUUACACUGGUGCAAUAUUCCUGACCAAUGUGACUGUCUUUUAAAUUUAAUAAUGAAAAAGCAAGUGAAAAGAAAGCAACUGAUCCCGAGGAAUAUUCUCGUGGAAUACCAUCCAGAAUUCGAAGCCCUCGUUCUCUUUGGCAAACUUAUUGGGUAUUAUGCAUUGUGGCGGGAGAAGAGUAUUCUCUCCAUUGAGACCAGCAUUCUGGCCAAUCUCUCAGAGAUUCUCAGAAAAUCACAGAAAUGUCUGGUCAGAUACGCAAGAGGAUUUACUCUGGAAGUUUUUCGACAAAUCAAGAUCAUUGAGUUCAUUCAGAAUAUCUCCUUAUCCUCAAUUCGCCGUGACAUCCGUCUCACCCACUUAUUUGCAUCUUCAUGCAUCUCCUCCCUCUCAGCUGAUCAUCUUAGCUUAUCAGACGUGCCACUGACUGAAAUCCAAUCAUUGCUAAGGCAGGAGUCGAUAUUAAAUGGACAAAUAGCGAAAAUGCUGGGAAUUUAUCGAGAAUGGGAUGAAGACAAGCAAAUAGGGGCAGUAUUCAGUCAAUUACUCGGUCACCAGCACUAUGAAUCAUCAUCACUGUGGUUGAAAAUACAACCAAAGGCUGAUAUCUCCAACUGUAAAAGCACAAUUCACUUGGUUCUGGACAAAUAUCUCGAUAACAGGGACGAAUAUCGCCGUAUUCUCGAAUGCAUCUCUAACUUCCCGCUCGAUGAAGUGAUUCAAAUGAUUUAUUCCCUUCCUCCUGCUAUUUUCAGGAGUGAUAUUCUGGAUAUUCUUGUUCCCAGAAUCCUUGAAAAUGGUCCCUGGACAAUUAAAUCUCAAGCACUGAUUCUAAGUGAUUUGAUCCUAAAGGAAGUCAACAAAGGAGACACAACGCAAUAUGACAAUCUCCUGGACCAUCUUUUGACCAAACCUUUGGAUAUCAUUGAAGUUUUUCUAAUGAAUCAAGACUGGGAACUUCUAGAUAGAGUUAUUCCUGCCAUUUUAAGCUACCUUUCUUCAGAAUCCUGCCCUUUUUGCCAUCAGAAUGAUAAUUUUACACAAAACCGAACUACUUUUGCCGAUCAACAUUCUUCCAGUCCUCUGACUAUUGAAUGCCUGGACAAUUUAUUUAUUGUCUAUGCUCUUCAAUCCGUGGACAUUCAAAUUGUCCUUUCUGACUCAUCUCAAUCAUCCACGAGCCUUGAAAAAAUCACCCUGGACUUCGAUAUGCCACAUAAAGCCCCAUCUAAAGAGAACUGGAUCCCUGAUGAAGCUGUUACAGCGUGCAUGGCAUGCAAAUUGACGACCUUUUCAAUGCUGAAGAGACGCCACCAUUGUCGACGUUGUGGCCGAGUUGUCUGCAAAAAUUGCUCCAGCCAGAAACGUCGCAUCCCUGAUAUGUAUCGUAAUCUCAGGGUUCGCGUAUGUGAUGAUUGUGUACGUUGGGAGAAACAGCCAGUAACUGCCACUCCCACAAAAGUACGUCUUCGGUCAGAUGAAGAUGUGUGGAUUUUUUCUGGAGACACAAAUGAAGAUCACAUGCUUCGCGAUCAAUUCACGUACGAGGAUGCUCCAAGUGCAGCUAUCUGCAUAAGCAUUCUAAAUUAUCAUUCUUCAGAUCUCAAUGCAGCCAAAUUCUUGCUCUGGGAAUGUGAUCGCCUUGAAGCUCUACUACGACCCCUUCGACCAGGAUCCAUAAAUCCCGAGAUCGACUACUUGGCAGUCGCCAAGAUGAUGAGAUGCUUAGCAAUUGGAGCAAAGAUACGCGUUGAUCAUCCCGCUUGUGAUGACUUCAAACUCAAAGCCGAUAUCAUCCUAAUGGUAAUUGAUGCAAAAUGCGAAUCACUGCUGCCAGUUGAGCGUCUCACAACACGAGAUAGCCUGAGAAAACUGAAAGACAAUCUUCUAUCAGCUGGAAUUUGGCAGUUAGCACUCGAUAUCUCCGUCAAAUGUGGCUUUGCCAUUGCAGGAGUAAUGCAAGCUUGGGGAAUUGACUGCCUCCGGCAAGGUCAAUAUGCACUAGCCCGUGAGAAGAUGUCUCAUUUCCUUCAGUGCCUAGUACCACCUGCUUUCCUGGACAAAAUAGCUCCUAUGCUGACAAAGAGGGCAAAACUCGAUACAUGGGACAAUUUAGAGAUCAUUGAUCGCUCAAGGAGAUCAUCUUCCGUCCUAUCGGACAUUCUGGCCAUCCUAAGGGGCUCAUCUGACCAAGAAUUUGCCUACAGUGAGAGUAUCUACUAUGUGAUCAUGUAUGGAUCGCAUGAGGAUAUCUUGGGAUUCCUCAUGAAACACGAUAAAUUGCAUACAGCUCUACUGUACACUCUCAGUCAAAAAGUCUGCUACAGCACAUUCAUGGGGAUCAUCUUCCUGCCACAGCUACAGUCAGGCCAAGAAAUGACUGUGCUGAAUAGUAUGAAGAAGAUUGACUCGACACUGUGGCGUUGGGAGACUUUUGUCAAGAAAUUCUGUUGGUAUCUCGAGACUCAACGCAAAUUAGAAUCACUCUACAACAUGCAGAUCCUUAUGAAUGAUCCCAUUAGGGCUUCAAUGACCUGCAUCCAAUUCUACACGACAAAUGCUCAAACCUACACUGAUCUCCAAAACAAUUUGCGUUACUUGAUAACGGCCAAAAUGCACUGCCUCUCAGAGAUGCACAACAUCGAGUAUGGAGAGCCCGUUAAGGAAGUCACCAGAAUAACGAUGGAUCUCGAGUCACUGCGUAAGCAUAUUGAGACUAUAGAGAUGCAAAUAGACAUUACGGAAUUCCUUUCAAGCGCCGAAGAAAAUGGAGAGGAUAUCAUGGAGAAUGUAAAGAAAUUAGGAAGAAAUUGUUCACCUCCAACACUCUUUGGGAAUUCAGCAAAUAUACUGCCUGUUCUUACUCUAGUUUCUGGGAACAGUCUCAGGAGGAAUUUUUCCCUAGUCAAGAAUAUCCUGAAAAUUGUAUCUCCGCCCCUGGAUAAAAUUUACGAUAGCUGUGCCAUAUUUCUGGCGGCUGAAAAUCGUUUCCGUGACAUCAAGGAGAUGAUCAUUUGCGCUAAGGAAGCCAACCACAAUAUCAAUUUCGACAAACUCAUUUUUCUGGCUGUAAAGAGUGCCAGUGUUCUGGAUGAUGUUCACAAGCAGGAUGAUAUCGUGAAUAUAUCUUCCCUGAUUGAACUAGUGACGGACAUUGUGCUGAAAAUCAAGAGUUACACAGCUCUGGGACAACUCAAAACAGCCUAUCUCUUGGCUGUGCAGCACAAAAGACCCCAGGAUCUCCGGAAGAUCGCCCGGAGGGCUCAACUCACCAAACAAACCCAAAUCCGAAGACUGUGCGAAAAAUAUUUCGCAGACAAUAUCCGUACAUAGUGUACGUUUAUACGCUAAUAAGACUAAUAAUAAACCGAAUUUAAUCCAAA
Molecule: messenger RNA, 3419 nt
Organism: Phlebotomus papatasi
Lineage: Eukaryota; Metazoa; Arthropoda; Insecta; Diptera; Psychodidae
Gene: Sptz
Product: zinc finger FYVE domain-containing protein 26 homolog
Exons: 3
Coding region: 88-3369 (1093 amino acids)
Biological process (GO): double-strand break repair via homologous recombination; mitotic cytokinesis; regulation of cytokinesis
Cellular component (GO): lysosomal membrane; midbody; centrosome
Molecular function (GO): phosphatidylinositol-3-phosphate binding; metal ion binding
Source: RefSeq, a predicted model, not a curated record